AUGGGUGUUCCCAAGUUUUACAGAUGGAUUAGCAAGAGGUAUCCUACUAUCAUUGAAGUUGUCAGACCUGAUCAGACUCCAGGAGAAGGUGAGCACAAAAUCAUGGACUACAUCAGGUAUCACCGCAGCCAGCCAGGCUACGAUCCUCAUACGCGCCACUGCCUCUACGGCAUCGAUGCUGACCUCAUCAUGCUGGGCCUCGCCUCACAUGAGCCUCACAUUGCCCUGCUCAGGGAGGAGAUGAAGUUACGAGGUCCUUUCCGAUUAGCCAAACGCCCAACAGCCACUGAAGAAACCACGUACCUGUGGCUGCAUCUGAGCCUCCUGCGAGAGUAUAUCAACCAUGACUUCGAAGACAUCAGUGACAAGUUAUCAUUCAAAUAUGAUUUGGAAAAAAUCAUCGAUGACUGGGUUUUCAUGUUGUUCCUGGUGGGAAAUGACUUCAUCCCUCGCUUGCGCUUGAUGCGGAUCGACGCAUUACCAACGCUCUUUGACGCUUACAAGACCGUCAUGCCAGAGCUGGACGGAUACCUCAAUGAAGCAGGCACCCUCAACCUGCCGAGGUUUCAGAAGUUCAUGGCUAAGCUGGCCGAGUUUGAUUACUUGAAUUUUCGCCUUUUGAAAUCAAUUAGGCUGUUCCUCACAAGCAAAGGAGAUGGUGCAUGUACCACAGACACACAGGGCACAGAACAGUCCCAAAAUGUCAACAGUAAAGAGGAAAACAAUGUCAAUGAGGAUGAUGAAAAGGAAAACAAAGUCAAUGAGGAUGAUGAAAAGAAGAACAAUGUCAAUGAGGAUGAUGAAGAGAAGAACAAUGUCAAUGAGGAUGAAGAAAAGAACAACAAUGUCAAUGAGGAUGAUGAAGAGGAAAACAAUGUCAAUGAGGAUGGUGAAAAAAACAACAAUGUCAAUGAGGAUGAUGAAAAGAAGAACAAUGUCAAUGAGGAUGAUGAAGAGGAAAACAAUGUCAAUGAGGAUGAUGGAAAGAAGAACAAUGUAAAUGAGGAUGAUGAAGAGAAGAACAAUGUCAAUGAGGAUGAUGAAAAAAAGAACAAUGUCAAUGAGGAUAAUGAAAAGAAGAACAAUGUCAAUGAGGAUGAUGAAAAGAAGAACAAUGUCAAUGAGGAUGAUGAAAAGAAGAACAAUGUCAAUGGCGACGAUAAAGAAGAAAACAAUGUCAAGGACGAUAAUGAAGAGGAGAACAAAUUCAACGAUGAAAAGGAAGACAAUUCCUAUGAUGGAGGUGAGCUUGAUGGACCUCUGUGCUGGGCAGCUCUUGAUGACGAUGAGGUCUUCAAACCGACUGAUGAGACUCAUCAGAAGCUAGAUGUUCUCGACGCUGGUCUCAUACUUGGCGUAGAAGAAAGCCGCGACCUCGCAGAAGAAUUUCGUGAGCAGAAGCGUAAAUAUUACAUCAAAAAUAUUGGCUACAAAGAGGAUGUAACAUUGGAUGUCAUAAGUCGGGAGCAGACCGACAGCUAUGUAAGAGGACUGCAAUGGAUCUUGCAUUACUACUAUAACGGUAUUCAGUCAUGGUCUUGGUAUUACCCCUUCCAUUGCGCACCUUACAUUUCCGACAUCAAAGAUUUCUCUGACUGCUCCAUGGAGUUCGACCUAAGCCACGCCAUGAUGCCGUUUGAUCAGCUGAUGGCGGUCCUGCCGCCCCAGAGCGCCCAGCUGCUGCCUCAGUGCUACGCUGACCUCAUGCUCAGCCCUGACUCGCUUAUCAUCGACUUCUAUCCGCGUGAACAUGACUGGGAAGCUGAGCCACGCAUUCCGCUCAUUGACGAGGAACGUCUGCUGGAGGCCAUGUCUAAAGUGAGCCAUCGUCUCACUGAAGACGAGCGACGACGCUCUGUUCAUGGUCCCAUGCAGGUCUACAGCUUCACGCCAGAUGACCUCGGUGCAUAUGAGAGUCCCGAGCAUUUCCCACCGGUUUGCAUGAACCAUGCCAAGUGCGACUUGAUUCACGGAGAGGCGUGGUGCAUCCCUAGGGAGGAUAUCCUGAGGGGCUUGUGUCCUGGAGCGCAGACUGAGCUUUACUUCCCAGGCUUCCCUACGCUCAAGUAUAUGGAGCACACGCAUCGUGUUGGGCUUGUGUACGCGCGAGCGUUCCAGGAGUCCGUCAUUAUUGAACUGAGGGAUCCCUUCUUCUGCCACUACCGUCCGUAUCAGUGGUUCAAAAAGAUUGCUCAGGAACUUCUGAACAAAAUCGUCUACGUUGACUGGCCACAUCUCAAAGAGGCUCUGGUGGUUGGCUUGAGCUGCGGCAGGUUCGCCAGUCCCGGUGCGUCAUCCAUGAUCGAAGUGUUCAGCAACUACGAGCUGGACGGAACACUACCAGAACAACAAGAAUUUCUUACAACUGUUAAAAGCCUUCGCUCUGAUCUUCUCUUCAAAUGGGGCAUCGAUGCCGGCCGCUCCAGCAUCCUGGUGCACUGCAAGCCCAUCGCUGGCAGACGUUACGUGCUGACCUCGUGCGGCGAGUGGUCCCUGAGCUACGAGUGGUCGCCGGCCACGCAGACAUACCUCGCGCAGACUCUGGUACGGGACAUCGCAGUCUGCGACCCAACACUCCCCAAGACCUGCAGUCUUGAUCAGCUCUUCCCUGCUGGCACCAAAGUCUUCAUGCUCGGACAACCCCACCACGGUUGUUGCGCCACGGUGCGUGUGUGUGUGUUGUUGUUGUGUUUGUGUUUGGGCUACUCCACCACGGUUGAUGCACCGCCAUUUUAA
This is a messenger RNA of Hyalella azteca, 2736 nucleotides long. Its product is annotated as 5'-3' exoribonuclease 1-like. NCBI's taxonomy places the organism in Eukaryota, Metazoa, Arthropoda, Malacostraca, Amphipoda, Hyalellidae. Gene Ontology annotation, cellular component: nucleus. The transcript is spliced from 9 exons. Gene Ontology annotation, biological process: rRNA catabolic process; nuclear-transcribed mRNA catabolic process. Gene Ontology annotation, molecular function: 5'-3' RNA exonuclease activity; RNA binding. The record is from RefSeq and is a predicted model, not a curated record. Bases 1 to 2736 code for a protein of 911 amino acids.